AACUAUUAAAAAAAAAAAAAUAAUGAUCAGCUCAUAACCUGACUUUUAACUUUUUUUAAAAAAUAAAAAAUAAAUUACAAUGCAAAAUUUAUCAAAAUCAUCUUGUCGGCAUUUACUUUUGCCGAAAUAUCUCAUAAGUUCAGUUAUACAUCUUAGAAGUAAAGAAAAAAAAAUUUUAAAUCGUAGAUUUUUUAAAUUUUGGAAUGAAUCAGCUCGUAAUAUUUUUCCAUCAUUCUCGUCUAAUGAUUUAUAUAAAAUUUCUAGGGAAUGCAGUUCAAUGUGUUAUUGUAUAUUCUCACAAAAUCUUUACAACAAACAAUCGGAGAUUACUAAAUUAUUAGAAAAAAAAUUUAGUACAUCUUCAUCUAGUAAUGGCAGGCCAUCAUCUGAUGAUUCUUCGAAAGAUUCCUCGAAAGAUAAACCGCCGAAUAAGGGUGACGAAAGAGCUGCAUUUAUUAAGCUCAUUCUUAUUUCAUUAUUUAUUUAUGGAGUUUUUAUUUAUCCAAUGCAAAGAAUGGCUUAUAAAAUUGAGGAGUCACCAUUCGUUUCGUGGAAUGAAUUUGUUCACAAAAUGUUAGCAAAAGGUGAAGUUCAAGAAUUAAUUAUAAAACCAGAAAUGGACUGGGUGACAAUAGUUUUGUACGACGGUGCGAUAAUUAAUGGAAAACGUAGUAAUCUUCGUACGUAUCAGAUGAUUGUAGCAGAUGCAACACGUUUAGAAGAAAAACUACGUGAAGCUGAAAAUGCACUUGGAAUAAAAGCUGGUGAUGGAGUACCGAUAGUUUAUGAGCGUGUAAAUGAAAAUACUGCUUUCUUUAUUAUGCUCGCUGUUGCAGUGGGUGUAUUGAUAGCAAUAAGUAAAUCUGGGAAUAAAGCUGGUUCAAUAUCAAAAGAUUUAUUUGGUGGAAUGACACGAGCUAAAUUUACUCUAGUUGAUCCAUUGACUGGUGGAGGUAAAGGAGUUAGAUUUGCAGAUGUUGCUGGUUUGAAAGAGGCUAAAAUUGAAAUAAUGGAAUUUGUUGAUUAUUUAAAACGCCCAGAACAUUAUAAAACACUUGGUGCUAAAGUUCCUAAGGGUGCUUUAUUACUUGGACCACCUGGAUGCGGUAAAACGAUGCUAGCAAAAGCCGUAGCUACAGAAGCAAAUGUUCCCUUUUUAUCUAUGAAUGGUUCUGAAUUUAUUGAAAUGAUCGGAGGUUUAGGAGCUGCAAGAGUUAGAGAUCUUUUUAAAGAAGCUCGUAAAAGAUCACCGAGUAUUUUAUACAUUGAUGAAAUUGAUGCUAUUGGAAAGAAACGAUCUGGUGGAACUGAUAGAUCAAUGACCAAUGAAUCAGAUCAAACUUUAAAUCAAUUACUUGUUGAAAUGGACGGAAUGGCAACCAAAGAAGGAGUUAUUGUUUUAGCAUCGACUAAUCGUGCUGAAGUACUAGAUAAAGCUCUAUUACGACCUGGACGUUUCGACCGACAUAUUUUAAUUGAUCUUCCAACGCUUCCCGAGAGAAAAGAAAUUUUUGAAAGACAUCUCAGUACUAUUGUUCUUGAAAAAAAACCACAAGUUUAUUCAUCCCGACUUGCACAGCUUACUCCAGGAUUUAGUGGUGCUGACAUCGCUAAUGUUUGUAAUGAAGCAGCUUUACAUGCUGCUAGAUUCAAAAAAAAGUUUAUUGAUGCUAGUGAUUUAUCUUAUGCAAUUGAUCGAGUUCUUUGUGGUCCAGAAAAAAAAAAUCAUGGGGUGUCACCAGCUGAAAAAGAAAUUGUAGCUUAUCAUGAAGCAGGGCAUGCAUUAGUUGCUUGGUUAUUAGAAAGUACAGAAGCUCUAUUAAAAGUAACAAUUAAACCCCGAACAAAAGGAGCUUUAGGCUUCGCUCAGUAUACACCAACAGAGCGAAGAAAUUACAGUAAGGAAGAAUUAUUUGAAAUGAUGUGUGUCGCUUUGGGUGGUCGAGCUGCAGAAAGUAUUAUUUUCAAUCAAAUAACAACUGGUGCGCAAAAUGAUUUAGAAAAAGUUACUAAAAUUGCAUACACUCAAGUAAGACAGUUUGGGAUGAGUGAGAAAGUCGGUUUGGUUUCAUUUUCCGAAGAAGAAACUGGAUUGGACACAAAAAAACCAUACAGUAAAAAAUUAGCAAAUUUAAUGGAUCUAGAAGCAAGACAGUUAGUGGCCAAAGCUUAUCAAAAUACUGAAAAGUUAUUAAAAAAUAACGCAGAUAAAUUAGAAAAAAUUUCACAACAACUUUUGAAGCAAGAAACUCUAACAUAUGAAGAAGUUGAGGCUCUAAUUGGACCACCGCCUUUUGGUAAGAAGAAAAAAGUUGAUUUCAUAGAAUUUGAUGUACCAACAGCAACAACAGUUGAAAAUGCAGCAACUCCAGAAAUACAAACAACAUCGUAAUUAUUGUAAAAUGAUGAGUUAUAAUUUUUAUUAUGAAAUUGGACAUUUAAGUGCAGUUCGCAUGUGUGAUUUAAAAUUGGUAUAUUUGUAAAUUUAAAAAUUUGAGAAAAUAAAUAAAAUACGUUCUAUAUUAAAUUGAAA
Molecule: messenger RNA, 2533 nt
Organism: Microplitis mediator
Lineage: Eukaryota; Metazoa; Arthropoda; Insecta; Hymenoptera; Braconidae
Gene: Spg7
Product: paraplegin
Exons: 4
Coding region: 80-2392 (770 amino acids)
Biological process (GO): mitochondrial protein processing; protein-containing complex assembly
Cellular component (GO): m-AAA complex; membrane
Molecular function (GO): ATP-dependent peptidase activity; metalloendopeptidase activity; ATP binding
Source: RefSeq, a predicted model, not a curated record